Messenger RNA from Pieris macdunnoughi, 906 nucleotides. Lineage: Eukaryota; Metazoa; Arthropoda; Insecta; Lepidoptera; Pieridae. The record is from the annotation of a GenBank genome assembly.
AUGGAUGAGGAAGGAAAACUACCACUGAAACGAGUCGAGUUAUCAUUGUCUAAGUUCAAUGAAGUUGCAAUCCCUCAUCACUUAGACCUAUUGCGACAACACAAAGCCAAUAUUCUAAAGUAUGAGGAAACAGGUGACUACAGUCGUGUCCGAUGUGAACAAGUACAUGCGCGUCGCGUGUCAUCUCAACUGCGAGCAUUGCUCGGUGAGAUGGAGGCUCUUAGAAGGCAGGUGUGCUGUGCUGAUCGAGCUCGUUUUGACAAACUCACACAACACUCCAGAGACCUCACCUUGAAAGCAAUAAUGGACUAUCUGGGUGUUAUAGAGAGGAGUUGCAUUGCAAUAGUAGAGUCGAACCAAACACGAGCAUCUGCCUGCGAGACGACUCCCCUGUCCGUAAAUCGUCCGGCGACGGAUGAUGGCAUGGAGUCCGGCAGCCUGGCGUCCACGGACUCCGUCGGCAUAGUCCCGGAGCAGGUGCAGCUGCGAGUGGAGCCAGACGCGAGCAUGUCGCUACGGGAACGCGAAGCUGUGUUGGCGGGUUGGAGCGCGCUGCAGAGCGAGGUGAGGGCUCUGCACGAGGCUUGGCAGAGUGUGCAGGCCGCCGCUCUGCGCCAGAGGCGGCCCCUGGAAGCCGCCGCCGACGGCGUCGAGGUCGCGGCCGACGCCGUGGGCGACGCGCGAACGCAUCUGGCGCUCGCCGAAAGGCUGCGAGCGGGCAUGUACGGAGCUGGAGGCGCGUUGGCCGGCGCCGCCCUGUUUGGCCCCGCGGGGCUGCUGCUGGGGGCGAAGGCCGGCGCCGCGGCGGUAGUGGCCGGCUCCGCGCUCGGCUACCUCGCCGCCGCCGUAGUGGGGCGCCGUCGCCGGGCGCAGAUCGACGAGCGGCCGCCCGAUAAGGGUCAAUAG